AUGGAUGAACUUAAACCUGGCGAGCAUUUUGAUACAAAUGCUGAAGACCACACACCAGAUCGUCCCGCCGAUCCUAAAGACAAAUUUCGAAAAGUUUCAACAGAACAACCAAAGACAAAGAAGUUAAGAAACACAGCGGGAAACUCAGAACAUUUGGGAAACGGCGUGAACAGCAAACCAUCUAUCACAGAUGCAUCCAACAACAAAUCACAGGAACAAAACACCGAUGAUGUGAACCACAAUUUGAAUAAGGUUGCUACUAAAAACUUUGGAGAUUUUGUGGCUGCCAAGGACAGGUCAUAUUACCUUAAGCAGUUUAAGAAACUUCCAGAUAGUAUGCUAAAACCCCAUCAAGAUGCAAUGAGGCCAGAAAACCAUUUUAGAAAUAGAUAUCAAGGCAUCUACCCAUGUCCAACAUAUAAGACAAUGCAAGACUACUCGGUGUUUUGGCGGAUAAUCUGGCAGCAAAAUGUGGGCAAGAUCGUCAUGCUCACCAAUGUAGUGGAAGACGGGGAUGAAGAGGACAGGACAGUACAACAUCUUCAUUUCACCAGCUGGCCAGACAACGGCGUUCCCGAUGAUGUAACUUCCCUGGUCGAUUUCCGUCACAGGGUUCUACAAACGCAAUCUCCACUUGAUGGACCACCAAUCGUUCACUGCAGUGCUGGCGUUGGAAGGACGGGCACAUACAUAGCGAUGGACUUGUUGACUAGAGAGGGCGAAGCGGAAGGAUCCGUUGACAUACAUGGCUGUGUCACCAACCUAAGACAUCGUCAUACGCGUAUGGUCCAAACGGCUGACCAGUAUGCUUUUCUGCACCACGCAAUUGUUCACACGUUGACGCUUGACAGUAAACCCGUGCCAACGGAGGGAUUUGAGGCCUUCAUGUCGGACUCCGAAAACGAACAGAGGCAAAUCAAACAAUUUAAGAGCUACAAACAAAGGAAUAAGUUCGUACUCGCGAUGACUCCACUUGAAGAGACCGUGGCUGACUUUCUGUGCCUCACGAUGCAAGAAACAGCGACAUGCAUAGUCGAUAUGGAGGAAGUUAAUUCCAUGUAUAUUCCCGAUGUUGGCACACAGAGAACUUUUGAAUCAUACACAGAAGACAAUCUACGACAAAAGUCAACACUGUACAGUGUCAACAGAGUGCUUCGAAUAAGCUACAAUGGCCGUGGAGGACCUAAGGAACAAACAGUAUCACACUUCAAACUUACGGCCUGGCCAGACAAAGCGGAGGUUCCCGAGUCCGUUACACACUUCUUGCAUCUUGUUAAGGCAGUAGAAACAACGGCAGCAUCUGGAUCCGUCAUUUUGCAUUGCAAUUCUGGUGGCGGACGCUCUGGCCUGUUUGCGGCGAUCUGCACGCUUCUGGAGAAAACAGGCAUAGGACACGAGGUUUCGGUGUUUAACACAGUUCGUCAGCUGCGGGCGAGACGGCCUAAUGCAGUACGCACAAAAGAGCAGUACGCACUUUGUCACGAGUGUGUUUGCGAGUAUCUGCAAUCAUUCGACAUCUACUCCAAUUUCUCGUAG
Messenger RNA from Mya arenaria, 1536 nucleotides. Its product is annotated as receptor-type tyrosine-protein phosphatase mu-like. NCBI's taxonomy places the organism in Eukaryota, Metazoa, Mollusca, Bivalvia, Myida, Myidae. The record is from RefSeq and is a predicted model, not a curated record. Gene Ontology annotation, molecular function: protein tyrosine phosphatase activity. The coding region runs from base 1 to 1536 and encodes 511 amino acids. The transcript has 11 exons. Gene Ontology annotation, biological process: protein dephosphorylation.